Molecule: messenger RNA, 651 nt
Organism: Uncinocarpus reesii 1704
Lineage: Eukaryota; Fungi; Ascomycota; Eurotiomycetes; Onygenales; Onygenaceae
Exons: 1
Coding region: 1-651 (216 amino acids)
Source: RefSeq, a predicted model, not a curated record
AUGUCACACCAUCCGCAAUCGCACCGGAAAUACGAUUCCGUCGGAGGUCGCAUGUCUCGGGCAGAUGGUAACCAUAUGGGCAGAUACUCUGGCAGAGAUUCACGUCUGAGGGUCCUGAGUCCAGUGAGCCAGCCCGAAGAGCAGAUGGCCAGAAGACGGAACUUAGAUCGGAUGCCAGGAGAAGAUCAGGGGGAAGAUGAUGAUGAAGAUGAGGACGAAGAGGAGUUUCAAGAGGCACGGGAUAGCUUCUACGGGGACGAGGAACAAAAUGAAGACGAUAUGGGGCAUCAACAGCACAUCGAUACAGAUAUCGACCGCGAGAAACGAAAUCGCCGAUGGCGAAGACGGGUUGAGCAGGCCUUGACCAAAAUGACAGCCGAAAUCGCUGCCAUGAGAGAGCUCAUGGAGGCGCGUGCGCACCAUAACGCGCGUAGAAAGAGGGCAUGGGUAUGGCUGAAGUGGCUGGUAUGGGUUGCCAUCAGGCAAUUCUGCUGGGAUAUUCUUAUCCUUGCCGUAUUUUGUGUUUGGAUGCGAUUUCGAGGCGACCGGCGGGCAGAGGAGAGGUUAAAACGUCUUUGGGGCGAAUUCAGAAGAUGGCUCUCACGAGUCCGGUUCGUGAGAUAUUUACCACAGACUGUCCUGGCUCCGUGA